This is a messenger RNA of Magnolia sinica, 942 nucleotides long. RefSeq names its product UMP-CMP kinase 4-like. Gene Ontology annotation, biological process: CDP biosynthetic process; UDP biosynthetic process. The record is from RefSeq and is a predicted model, not a curated record. Bases 468 to 794 code for a protein of 108 amino acids. Lineage: Eukaryota; Viridiplantae; Streptophyta; Magnoliopsida; Magnoliales; Magnoliaceae. Gene Ontology annotation, cellular component: nucleus; cytoplasm. Gene Ontology annotation, molecular function: UMP kinase activity; ATP binding. The transcript is spliced from 3 exons.
GUUAUUGCAACCUUAGAGAAGGAGAAUGUCAAUCUUAAGGUUGAUACUUCUGCACAUUCCAGAAUGAAGUAUGCUUUUGCUUUGUGUGUAGCAUCUAAGUGUGAUUGUUGAUGUCAGUCAUUGUUUUCUUAAACCUUUUUUCUUCUCUACUGAAAAAACAAAAAAAAAUAAAAAUCAUGGUGAAGGAUAUGGCCAAGAAAUUGGCUGAGGAAUGGGAGGGGAAGGUUAGUAAAAAUGGUGAGAACCACUACACCAAAAUCACCAAAUUGGAACAGAAAUGUCUAAAUCUAAACAUUUUUUUUACUGUUCAGAAGAAGAGAUGGAAAGGACAGUCUUGAUUCAUAUUCUUAUAUGGAAAUUGGAAGUCCAGGAUACUUCUUUUCCAUUCUGGUGGAUAAUUCUGCAUUCUCUUGCGGACAAAGAUCAUCCCAGAAUUUGUACUGUUUUUUGACUGUUCAGAAGAAGAGAUGGAAAGGCGCCUUUUGAAUAGGAAUCAGGGAAGAGUUGAUGAUAACAUUGAGACAAUCAGGAAGUGGUUCAAAGUUUUUACAGAAUCCAGUUUACCUGUAAUUGAGUAUUACAGCUCCAAAGGGAUGGUUCGGAAGAUUGAUGCUGGAAAGCCUGUUGAAGAGGUCUUCGAGGCUGUCAAAAGCGUUUUCUCUUCAGCUAUAAAGAACGUAAGGCACCUCUUGGCAGUUCAGUGUUGUAAUCAUUACUUGUGUGAUAAAUGCAAAAGAGAAAAAGAGAUACACAUGGAUGCUGUUUGCGACAACCAACUGCACAAUCUAUGUUGAGUUAUAUAGAUAACACAUGGAUGAGUUAGCCUAUCUCGGGUUUUGGAUCGGCUGGAUGCCCUCAUAUCUGCUAAUUUUGUUGCUAUAUUCUGAUUAACAUAUCAUGGCCCCACGUCGUUAUAUCAUGUAGUUGAUAGGCCAAAAGAGU